AUGGCGCGGCGCAAAGACAGCUUUGGAAAACCAGUCUCAGUAGACACCAUACAAGACGAGGUCUCCGCUGCGACGAAGACAGAGAGUCUCUCUGUGAAAGGUGGGUGGCCGAGUACAGGUGAGCUGUAUGAUCGUCGGCUCGAGGAGGUUGUGGAUGACUAUGUUGAAUGGGAGGAGAAUGAACUUGGGUAUGAGAGUGGACUGGUUGGACUUGCGAAGAAUAUGGAUGAGCGGCGUGAUGUCCUGGAUUGGCUGCUUGCUUAUAUUACACGUUGCUUAGAAAUGGAAUACAUUCUGAGCAUCAACCUCCCUAGCUUUGAAGUGCCGCUCUCCGGAAUAACUAGUACCAGGUUAGUUGGAAAUAUGUUCUAG
Aspergillus puulaauensis is the source of this 372-nucleotide messenger RNA. RefSeq lists its product as uncharacterized. The transcript is spliced from 2 exons. Bases 1 to 372 code for a protein of 123 amino acids. The record is from RefSeq and is a predicted model, not a curated record. NCBI's taxonomy places the organism in Eukaryota, Fungi, Ascomycota, Eurotiomycetes, Eurotiales, Aspergillaceae.